AUGACCGUCCCCUCGCGACAGGACACUCUUCAUGAUCUGGUCUUUCUUCCUCGGGACAUUUUCUGGCUGGUAGUGGGCUAUCUGCCCCUCAAGGAUGUUGUUCGCUGCCGUCGUGUCUCACAAGCCUGGAACGAGGCAUUCGGCAACCCCGCCGUCCUGAGUCCAUUGCUAAAAUGGCACUUCCCAUGGACACAGGAAGCGAAAGAUCUCAAAGCAAGCUCUGAUCCCUCUGAUACUUCUUCUGUACUGGACCCAAGUGGAUCAACAAUCCGUCGUGCCUUCGACCAAGUGGUUGCGCGGUAUGACCAUAUUGAACGGGGAACGCCCCGCUCCGUGCAAAGAUAUCCUCUGUGCGACGAUUUUGGUCGCUCAGGGGACCCGGAAUGGUUCCAGGUGCAGUCGUGGGCGUCGCACGCCAGCCAUCCUCGGCUCGACGUGGACCGACAGUUCUCCGAGUCAAUGUGGACAUACGAGGAUGGGCUAGUGGUCUUCCCCAGUGCCGCUCAUCAAUGUCUAGUGCUAUUGGACCUGAAUAGCGACAGACAGUUUAUGGUACCGUUUGUAGUUCAGGGCAAAGUGACCCGCAGAGUUCGCCUGCAGCAGCGAGUGCUGGUGGUGGAAUGGGCGGAGCUCAAAGCCUUCCACUGGCUCAAUGAAAGUGAUAGCGUACAUCGGCACUAUGCCUCGUCAUUCGAUGUGACGCCGAAGAGUGACAAUGGCUGGAGCAUCACCCCCCGUAACGAAUGGAAGAUUAUGUUCCUAGGUCACCCAUUAAGCGAACGAGACCGGUUCUUCUCCGCACACACCCAGACACACUAUGUCAUCUACAUCUGGCAGCCAAACCGCAGUUUGUAUACCGCGGAUGAAGAUGCACCCAUAGAGUCCCUUUUUGUCUGGGACUUCUCCAAGACCUCUUCUUACCGGCCAUUCUUGGACCCCACAGGCAGCGAAACAGGCCCGGAAGUCGAUCAGUCCCCGUCAAUCGUGGCCCGUUUCGGCUAUCGAGAGCUAGCAUUCUUUGACAUUCGACAACGGGGCUCUCCGUCAUUGCAACAUCUCGCUGUCACUACUGAUGGUCAAGCGAUAGAAGUCACUGAGAACACCUGUGAACGUAGGCAGGGUGCUCCUGAGACUCUCAUUACCAGUAUUCCACUGGAGGGAAAUGGGCCUCAUAACUUUUCUCGGCCUCAUUCAGUCCUACCAGUUUAUCGGAGUAACUGCAGCUUCCAGACGAUGUCCUCCGAUCUGGACGGGCCAGUGGAUCAAUUUAGCAUCCUCGCACAGGUGACGAACACAGAAGCAGAUCUUCGUUUCAUUCUCCACUUCGAUCACUCCAAGGUCGAAAUACAGGAUUGGAACACGCCCAGAGCUAGGGAUACCAUUAAUCUGACCAUUCAAACAUCGUUUGCACACCUCACUAUUGGAGCAUUAGAUUUCAGUGGGCGGGCAAAGAUAUGCGGCUCUGACAGAUACCUGAUGGGCGAGAAUUGCAAGCGUGAGCUUGUCAUUCACAGAUUUGAUCGAUAA
Penicillium macrosclerotiorum is the source of this 1527-nucleotide messenger RNA. RefSeq names its product F-box protein. Gene Ontology annotation, molecular function: protein binding. The record is from RefSeq and is a predicted model, not a curated record. NCBI's taxonomy places the organism in Eukaryota, Fungi, Ascomycota, Eurotiomycetes, Eurotiales, Aspergillaceae. The transcript has a single exon. The coding region runs from base 1 to 1527 and encodes 508 amino acids.